GCUUCUGAAAUAUUAGGUGGUGGGAUUAAUGGCACUCUCAAGAAAUAUUGUAGUUUAUGAAGUAUCGCUUUCUAUAUUUUUCUUUGAGUUAAGUCACGUAUUUUUUCUUCGUUUAAAUUUUAUACGCUUUUGACGCAUUUUUAAAAGAUCCUUUAAAAGUGUCUUGAGUUUAUAUUUUAGGCAUACUUUAUAAAAUAUUCGUGUAGUAAGUAAAUACGAAUUUUAGGCAAGCUUUUUUUAAUUGAAAUUGUUUACCUAUUUUUCUCUUAUAAACAUGUCUUAAUGGUUAUUAAUUGUCUUAUCAAUUUAAAGGAUAAGUUUGAAUUAUAAUGAUCAAGCAAUUACCUACUCAAUAAACAUAACUAUCGCAGGCUGCGUUUAAAUAAGAGCUCUUACCGUGACCUAACAAUACAGCGCGCGGUACCUCGCUAUAUCUAUAGGUACGUAGGUAGCCAUCUAAAUGUAUAGGUUAUGCAUACCGGUCCAGAAAUAAAGCUAAACCGGGCCCGCAGUAAUAUCUUCAUCAAGAGGUGUGUUCAAUCGAUUAUACCGCUGUGCCUUAUAAACCAUACGUAUAGUUUAGUACGCGGCCUACCAACAGAUAUUGUGCGCUCUUUGAUUUUUAUUUGCCAAGCUACGCGGUGUAAAUGUACUCGAUUUUUUUGCUCAAUCGAACGAAUCUCCGUAAUGAUUCGUUUAUCGAUAUAAGUGCACACAAUUCUGGUAAUAUAAAUCGUUUUAUUUAUUAUUCAGAGUUCUCGUGGGCCCGAUAAAGAUGUCGCAACGACAUCCGAGUAUUAAUUAUUUCUUGGGUGUAAAUCAAAGUUCUGUUUUUACAACUUAAUAAUAUGUUACCAACAUUUAAUCUUGGCUCAAUCAAGUUUAUUAAAUUACUUUUUUAAUGAAGUCAACAUGAAAGUAGUUCGUAAGAUGAUAUCUUUAAUUUUUCAUUACAAAAAUAAAUGCGGCGCAAAUAGUAAUAAAAAACAGUAGUUUUGUUCGGAUGAUCACAAAUUACACGUUUCAGCCGUAAUAGGUAGCGUUCAAACAUGUUGUUUCAUUUAAUUUCGCAUGAUAAUCUUACGUUUUGGUACGUUCCAUUAAAUUACAGAACAUAUAGUACACGUAUGAAAAUUAAUAUACAAAACGGUGUAAGCAUUAAUUAAAAAUAAAUCCAAACAUUCAGAGCGUGUAUAGCGAAAGCCUUUAAUCAAUGCGCUACGCACAACCGCGAAACGAAUCGCCGACGUAUGCGUCUCUUACUUCAGUAUGUAGAUGAGCUUAAUUCGCUCGCAUCCAUUCUGAGUAUGUUAAACACUCAUCGGAGGUAUUUUUAAUGUGAAAUCUCCUUCCAGAUCCCGAGAUAAACUGUAAAAAUUACACCGUUUUAAAGCAUUUCUCUCUCGGCCGCCGUUUGUCAUUUAGCACACCCUUAAUAUCGAUGCCAGUGCCAGAUAGCCUCGUGUUUAUGUCGCUUAAAUUAAAUUGCCUGUGUUGAUUAUUGUGACACUGCUUUUUGUAUGUCUUGAAAUUUAUUUUAUUCCGAAUUUGUAUAGUGAGAUUAGUUGAUACUUUUGUUUCAAACUACAUCACGAUAUAUUACCCCAUCCUUUGCAUAAAAUUUAUUUUGCGAUGAGGAAGGUAACAAAGCCACGUGGCGUGCUGAGCUUAGCGCCUCAAUAAUAAAAUGAUGCUGUCAUAAAAAUCAAUAUAAGCACAAUAAGAUUCUAUAAGUGCAGCCACGAUUUAGCUUAACGUCUUCAUUAGGGCGCGCACGACCUCCCGAUCGCGGGCUCGGAGCGCAAUUUUCGACUCGGCUCGAUUCGCAGUCUCGUCCAUAAUUUGCGUUGUUCGGGUCCCGAUUUGUCGGUCGGCUCCGCAAUUCUGAAAGCGCUUGCCCGACAAUUUCCAAGAGGUCUUGUCGGGCAAUUUUCGAAUGCGAGCGAUUGGUGCACUCGCGAUAUUCGAGGUGCCCGAGUCCCACGUAGUAAUUGAUGCUUGGGGCAGGUCGCAAUUUUAAAAUUUACCAUGAUUAAGUGUUCACUUUUUAUUGCAGCAAAAGUUAAAAGCUUUUACGGUCGAUGCUAGUAAUUUCGUUCGGAGAUUCAUUAAAUUGUUGUUUAAAACAAUGAACUCAACUGAUACAGUUGGGUUUAUUUAAAAUGUUUCAGUGUUAUCAUUUUGAUCCAUAUUGAUUGGCUAUUUAUUUAACAAUACCUUUUUUACUGGAGAAUACCGAAAAAACAUACUAAUUGAGGAUGUAACCAAUUCAAGGGUGCGCAAGAGUUCUUAAUACACAGUUUAAUUUUUACUGCACCAAAUUUCAUUUUAUUUUUUGACUUGUGGUUUCUGCUCUAAUUAUCUGUUCUAUUCAGCUAGCCGCCACAAUGUUCUAUUAGCGUCACCUUUCUUUUUUACUGUGAGGUAUAAUUGUACAACCUGAGCCUGCGCAUGGUACAGUACAACUAAAUGAUUUAUGUUCUCUGGCUAGUUAAUUGUAUUUUUCUCCCAAAAAACGAGGGGCAUUAUCUCUCGGCGGUCGACAGGUAACAAAUCUUGCUUUUUAAAUAUUAUUACUCAUCGUAUUCGAUUUGGGAACGAGCUCGCUACGAAUGCUUUAUCACCACCUACUCGGCGUCCCGCGGCUCACGAUUCUUUGGUCCCCCUAAAACUUUAUUCAAAUGCGACACACAUUCAUCUAUCCGUCUCGGUCGCACGCGCGGCGAUUAGUCGCCCUCAGAAUUAUACCCGUCUCGCACCUCACUAAAAUAGACUGUGCCCAAGCGCAAAGUGUUCGUGUCAAAAGUUUUGUAUAGAGUCGGAUAAUGGCUUACGAAAUUUUUCCCCUACCUCGUGAGUUUUUUUUACAGUCGAGCAUACAAGCUAGGGUUGUGAAGUUGUGUAAAAAUAUUCUGGAUCGGUUGAUGCGGUGUUUUAUCGUGGCAUAGGUAUCGUGUAAUGUAGUGCAGAUGCCUUCUCCUCUCUAUGUGAGCACAGAACACGACUCUGUUAUAGUAUGGACAACAGUGUCAGUUGUAAAUAAGGAUUUGUAUAGGCAAUACGUAUCGUAGUAGUGAACGCGUUCCGAUAGGCGCCUAAUAAUUUAAUACGAACUUAAUCGGUCCAACUUGAAGAUAAUACUAAUAUUUUAUUUGUUUUAUAUUUAUUAUAAUAUUAUAGUGGUCCAACAAGAAACUUUGAUGAAUUAAAUUCGUCUUGGUGGUUUUGUAUAGUGAUAUUGAAGAUUGUUUAUUGGUGUUCUAGUGUCAACGAUUAUUCAAUAAAGUGAUUAAAUCGAGAUUUUUAAGGAUUUAUUAGAUUGUAACCAUUUCUGCUGUUCAACAGUCCAUAAACAAUAAGGCGUCAUUAAAUGAUUCGAGGAAGAAUCAGAUGAGGAGACACCGUCCGUCAACACCGAGCAGCUCAUCAGUGAGAUCGAUCGUUGUCGUGUAGUGAAUGGAAUCCGAAGUGUUUGUGUAGUGACUAAACUGUGAUAGGUAGUGUCGGCCCGAGGGGCCGAGAAUCUGCAACGGAAGAUACGGACGCGAGCCGCGCGGGCUGCGGGCCCGCGAUGAGCGCCAACAACUGCGACAGUAUGACCUACUUCUCCAACGCAUACAUGCCGGACAUGCGGAAUGGCGGCGGCCAUGAACACCAACAGGCGCACGCGCACUAUGGCGCCGUGCCGCAGCAGGGGCACGAGAUGGAUGGCUGUGACCAGCAGCUCAGGCCAGCGCAACACCACUACCCCGCACAGCCGGCGCCCGGCAUGCCCUACCCGAGGUUUCCGCCCUACGACAGGCUGGGUUACUACCAACAGAUAGAGCAAAAUGGCUAUCGACCUGAUAGUCCGUCUCAGAUGGGGCACAUGGGUCCGAAGACGGACGGGUAUGGACCGAAUGGUCACCAGCCCCCAGCGCCCGCGGUAUAUACCUCGUGUAAACUGCAGGCAGCUGCAGCCACGGCGGGAGGUGUGCCGGGCAGUCCUCCGCUGGAGCAGGCGCAGCAGAUGCCUCAUCACAUGCACCCACAGCAGCACAUGGUGCAGCAUGGGGUGCCGCACCAGCAGCACCUUAUGUACCCGGUGGAUGAUAUGCAGCAUCAGACGCAAAUGCCGCCCAUGCACCAGCAGUCCAUGCACGCGCAACAGCCACCCCCACAACAGCCCCCGCCAAACACCAAUGCCUCGCUGCCCAGCCCACUAUACCCUUGGAUGCGAAGUCAAUUCGAAAGGAAGCGGGGUCGGCAAACUUACACCCGGUACCAGACGCUCGAGCUGGAGAAGGAGUUCCACUUCAACCGGUACCUGACGCGGAGGAGACGGAUCGAGAUCGCGCACGCGCUCUGCCUCACCGAGCGCCAGAUCAAGAUCUGGUUCCAGAACCGCCGCAUGAAGUGGAAGAAGGAGAACAAGACCAAAGGCGAGCCCGGCUCCGGGGACGAGCCGGACAACAUGAGUCCGCCCACCUCGCCGCAGUAAAGGCCUCUAGCUUAGUUUGCGCGGUCCAAGCUAGGGGUGGCUUGUUUCAGAUUUCCUCGCCCGAAUCACAAACUCCGUUCUCCGCGUUUUAUUUUGUGUAUACGAAUUAGGUUCGAUCGCUUCGAACUCAAAUCUGAAACAAAACGCCUCGAGACCGAAGUUACUAGAACAGUUUAAUUUGUAUAAAUUGUAUGUUGGACUUUUCAUGAUAAUAUUACAUUAUAACUAAUACGUAACCUAGUGAUUUCGAAUAAAGAGUAAUGAUAGUGUGAAGAGAUUUUUACAGUUGUUAAGUAUAAAUUAAUUUAUAGAAACAAUCUCAAUACCAAUAAUUACCAAAAACGCAGUGUAUAUGAUUAGUAAACUGCAUCAUUUAUGUGAUUAUAUAGUUGAUUAAUUAUCAUUUUCUCGGUAUUAACUACUGAUUUACAAUCGGUCAUUACGUUUGUAUAAGUUCUUGGCAUAGUGCUUGAUACCACAUGUUUCAUAAUAUUUAUUUCAUAGCUACUGUAAGUAUUGGCAUCAAUGGUAUUACUAUCAAUUUGGUGAUAAAUAAAGAAGAAAAUUGUGACGUCCAUAAUUUAUUGUUUGAUUCAGUAUCAAUCACUAUGGAAGAAAUUAUGUAAAACAACAAAAAUAUCUCUAACAAUUUUGAAUCACAAAACCAUAAGGACCUCUUAUAAUUAACCAUUGAUAAGAAGGCAAUUAGUAUCCAUAUUGUUAUUAUUUAAUAUAUUUGAUGUUUUAUUUCUUAAUUAAGCUAUCUAAAUACUAUUCUGUACAUACAUACAUGAUAAUUUUUAGAUUAUAUGAUGUACAAUUGUUUUAGUGUGAAUAAUUAAUUAUUGAGAUUAAUCUGAGGAACAACGAUUAUUCGUGUUUUGUUUUUU
This is a messenger RNA of Trichoplusia ni (cabbage looper), 5370 nucleotides long. RefSeq names its product homeotic protein antennapedia (gene Antp). Gene Ontology annotation, molecular function: DNA-binding transcription factor activity, RNA polymerase II-specific; RNA polymerase II cis-regulatory region sequence-specific DNA binding. The record is from RefSeq and is a predicted model, not a curated record. NCBI's taxonomy places the organism in Eukaryota, Metazoa, Arthropoda, Insecta, Lepidoptera, Noctuidae. Gene Ontology annotation, biological process: anterior/posterior pattern specification; negative regulation of transcription by RNA polymerase II. Gene Ontology annotation, cellular component: nucleus. The transcript has 4 exons. The coding region runs from base 3572 to 4480 and encodes 302 amino acids.